Daldinia decipiens is the source of this 3107-nucleotide messenger RNA. RefSeq lists its product as uncharacterized. Lineage: Eukaryota; Fungi; Ascomycota; Sordariomycetes; Xylariales; Hypoxylaceae. The record is from RefSeq and is a predicted model, not a curated record. The coding region runs from base 485 to 2830 and encodes 781 amino acids. The transcript has 5 exons.
GUCGAAUAAUACCCCAACUCAUGUCUGAUAAGCUUUAUUAAAUGCAGAAUGCCUCGCGCUGGCGUUGCGCAUUAGCGUAAAAAGGUGAGCCUACAGGGGUAAAAUCGGUGUUCUUUUGGGUAGAAUCCUGCGGAAAAAACAGCACCGAAACUUAAGCCACCAUCCAACCCUCCGCCUAUUUAACUUCGCGUAAUGCCCCCCCUGAAACGCUUCGCAUCUUAUAAAUCUACUCUUGGCUUAGACCUAUGCGUAGAACUAUGAUAUUGGAACUACCAUAUUAAAACCAUAAUUCUAGUCUAAGCGGGAAUAAUCGAAUAGCACCUAUUUAAUAUGUAUUAGUUAUCGCCCGUGGAACACAACUUUCUACUCCCCCAUUUAAUCUCCAGAGACCCCCCUUUCACCACCCCACGCUUUUACUGUCAACCACUCAAGUCUCCCCUUUUCCCCGAUUUUAAUCUACCAUUUAAUAUCUUGAUAUUCUAUCAUGGCGAAGCUAAACAACCUCGAUGUAAUAUCUGGGCUGUCGGAUGGAGAAGCCAGUGAAGCACCUCCUAGCUAUUGUGAAGGAAAUGGUGGAAUAUCCCCUGGCCAGGCUCCAGCGUCACCAACUGAAGAGUUAAAUGCCACCUUCGAUCAUGUUAUGAAUUUUGCCCCUGAUCCCGUCGAAAUAUCUUCUUGGAAUUCAAAUAUAACACCCGAUACUUGUCUUGUACAUCUCAAGCUACUUGCUGCCUUCCAGAGUUUAAAGGAGGACGUUGGCUAUACGGAUGGCAUUUGGGGUCUUUUCGAUAGCCGUUUUCUCUUACAGCAGGAUAGGAAGUCCAAACAUGUCGAAAACGGGCAGAAGCUCGAAGAAGAGACCAUGAAACGUUUGGCUAGCCUUCGAGAGAAGCGAUGGGCGCUUUUCGUAGCAAGAGCUGUGGACCGAUAUGAGACUUGGUGGGCUACGCUUUCUAAGAAACACCUAACAGAGAGAAAUAUGCAAGGCCGCUAUGACGAAGAGUCAGCCUCUACGGUAUAUGGUACGUUUACGUCCAAAGGGAUACCCCUCCAAUGGGCCGAACAUAUACUUCCGCCUUUAGAUGUCUUAAUGGUCUGGCAUGCUCACAUGCUCAAUCCCAGAGCAUAUCUCGAGGAUGCUACACUAUACUGCCUGAAUGGUUUGUGGACGGCUGGCAUGCCAUGGCAGCUCGUUGACAAUGCAAUUGAUACCAACUUCAACUAUAAUGUCUCGCUCGAAUGCAAGGAAGCAUGGGAAAAUCUUAUAGGCCGGAAGUGGGAUAAUGUUGAUGACCCUAUGGUUAAAGUACUCAAAUGUCCUACUUGCGCCAAGACCCUUAACAUACCAUGGACAACAUGCGAACUAUCCGAAGGAUAUACUAGUAAAGACUCCUAUCUUCUCGGAGAGGGUUAUGGAGAUGGAAACUUUAAACACGUGUGUCCCAAAUGCGGAAGAACCAUCACGAGAGAGUUCCUCGAGGCAGCCAAAUUUGUUAAAGACUCACGGAGGCUCCUCUCCCAUGGUCGCCCAAUGCCCGGUACGAUAUUAGAAAACGACACGGGGCUACCACGAGAGGUUCCUGAUGCCCGCCAACAAGAGCGGACAUUCCCAAACCGAAUUAUCAAAUACCGCCUUCGCAGCCAGUUGCUGCUAUUAAUUAACCCUCAUAGAAACCCUGCACCUACUAUGAACGAUGUCCGCGUCCUCAUUGAGCGCACACUAAACAAUAACAGCGCUAUCAAGCAAAUAGAGGGUGUUACAGGACGUGACUUAGCCAAACGCUAUCGUCUCGGCAUAAAGGCCAAGGCACAUACUCGAAAGGUGAUGUCGCGGUACUGGGGGAACCCUUCCCCGUUCGCUCUUGAUCUUGUCGGCGCCGUUCUCCGCCAAGGCAUAUUUGUAGAAAAGAUGAACAAGAUUGACUGGCUCCACAGCCCAGCGGCUCGGGAUACAAUGUCACGACUACUCAAGAAAUAUAAACGCUUUGUAGACAUCAUGGCCCGAGAUCCUUCAAAAACUGCCGUCCCAACCCUCGACGUCGACUUGGCAUGGCACACGCAUCAGCUUAGCCCUUUUGCAUAUACCAGGUAUAUGUACACGAAAACCCGCCGUCUGAUUGAUCACGACGACAAGAUUGACGAAGAUAAGCUGUCUACGGCUUUCGAGUGGACGAGUAAGGUAUAUCAGGAAACCUACGGUGAGGUUUACUCGGAGUGUACGUGCUGGUACUGCGAGUCGAUUCGCGCUUCGCAUGUGUCCUCUCUCGGCAGCAAGCUCCGCAUAUCGAGGAACGAGAAGGUCUCUGAGACCUUCCAUAAAUCCGGCAAAGCUGCGCUCUGUCCCCCUGACAGCAGCGCACACAUCUCGGCACACAACUCUGUCAAAUUCACCGACGUAGACGCUAGUCGCGAAGUCGUGCACCGCCGCUUACACGAGACGCACCAACAACACCUCAACCGCAACUACGAGCGCGCGCAGAAGCGUGCCCAGAGAAGAGGUCGCGAGCUCCCGCCCCGAGAAGAGUAUUACCAUUCUUACUGGGGAUACCCCUACAUGAUGUACGGCCCGUACCUCUACCCCAUGUACUUCACCCCGGGAUGCUACCCUACUGGCGCCCCUGGCGAAGCAGUCGCCGGACAGGGCGCCCAAGGAGGGUGUGCGGCGGGGGCCUGUGGGCAAGGAGGUGGUGGGUGUGGUGGAAGUGGAGGGUGUGGAGGUGGCGGUGGUUGCGGCUCCUCGGGUGCGGCCUGCGGCGGUGGUGGAAUCGGAGGUGGCUGUGGCGGAGGCGGCGGCGGCGGCGGUUGUGGUGAAGGUGGAGGCGGAUGUUAAACAAGGUGCUGCUACGUCUACUUUGCCUGAUCUAUAUUCCUUUAUUCCAGAUUGUAAGAUGGUGUGUUGAGCGAUGAGUGUCUUGUGUGUUGGCUAUGAAGCAUGUUUGAGGUACCUAGGAUAUAUGGAUGGAUUAGUCGGUGUGUUAUGAACAGGCUGGUUGCAUGAAUUAUUAGGUUAGGAGAGGAGCGAUAGCGAUGUUUUUGUUUUGUUUGGCAAACUCACCUUAUGCUAUGUAUAAUGAGUUCAGAUAAAUAUAUGUUUUCUUUCUUGUAAA